UAUUAUUAUCAUUAUUAUUUACAGCUAUCAGGUAUAGCCAUAAUAGCAGCCGGUGCAUACGUUCUUAAAGAUGUCGAUAAUUUCAGUAAUUUUGUUGAAAAUUCAACAUUGGCACCACCGGUUAUAUUAACAAUUGCUGGAAUAAUUAUUUUUCUCAUCGCUUUUCUCGGAUGCUGCGGCGCCAUUAAGGAAAAUUACAACAUGUUGAUGGCGGUUGGGUUAAAAGUUUAUUUGUGGGCGUUGGAAAUAGCCGUGGGAAUAGCCGCUGCAGUCAAUAAAGAAUCAUUUAAGGAUCAAUUAAGAAAAGCAAUGAAAGCAUCCAAAGAUAAUUAUGACGUCACAACGGCAGAAGAUCGUAAAGUUUGGGCACAACUACAGAGUAAAGUAAGGGAAUUCACGGGGGUCGAUGGACCAAACGAUUGGGUCAUGGGUGGUUUGUAUCCAGAAUCAUGUUGCAAAACAUCUCAACCCUCCUCACCUGACAGAUUAUGCGGUCCCUCGAAGGAAUACGUUUACAAAGAUGGAUGUUUUAACAAAUUGAGUAAAAGGUUAACGGAAGGUUCGUUAAUAGUUAUGGGAGUCGGAAUAGGUAUUGCUCUCAUCGAGCUUGCUGGUAUCGUUUUGGCAUGUUUAUUGGCACAAGCAAUUAAAAAAGAAACGGAAGAAGAAGAAAAAGAAUAA
This is a messenger RNA of Pediculus humanus corporis (human body louse), 681 nucleotides long. RefSeq names its product CD63 antigen, putative. Lineage: Eukaryota; Metazoa; Arthropoda; Insecta; Psocodea; Pediculidae. Bases 202 to 681 code for a protein of 159 amino acids. Gene Ontology annotation, cellular component: membrane. The transcript is spliced from 5 exons. The record is from RefSeq and is a predicted model, not a curated record.